This is a messenger RNA of Biomphalaria glabrata, 2707 nucleotides long. Its product is annotated as guided entry of tail-anchored proteins factor CAMLG-like. Lineage: Eukaryota; Metazoa; Mollusca; Gastropoda; Planorbidae. Bases 24 to 884 code for a protein of 286 amino acids. The record is from RefSeq and is a predicted model, not a curated record. Gene Ontology annotation, biological process: tail-anchored membrane protein insertion into ER membrane. The transcript is spliced from 4 exons. Gene Ontology annotation, cellular component: GET complex.
CAAAACAAAAAUCCAAAACAAAAAUGGCGACACUGGCAGAAACACAACGAGAAGCGAGACGUCGAAAAAUAUUGCAAAAUCCAGAGGAGCGCAUUAAUCGUCUAUUAGGAAAAUCACCAGAAGCCACCACUAUAUUGAAAGGUAGAUUGGGGAAAGCAAAGGUGGAAGAGGAAGUCAAUUUUCCAAUCCAGGGGUCACCACAGUUUGUUGAACGUCAUGAUUCACCAGAUGGCGUGUCAACUCCAUCACGCCAUACAUCUCCAUACAACUUGAGAAGUAGACAUUCUAGGGUCAGCUCACCACCCACUGAAGAUGUUGAGAAAAUUUCCGAAGAUCUUUCAGAAGAUGCUGCCAAAGCUUCUGACAGAGAAAGCAUUAGUACUGUUCAAAAAGACAAAGCAAAUACUCCUUCAGGCGAUCCUGGCAUACAAGCCAACCCAGAUCUGAAGGCUGAUAAUGAGACAAAGGCGGACGAUGAAUCAAAAACAGAGAUGGCUAACAAAUCCUCUUCUGAUCUAUGCCUAGCUUUCUUAAAAGGACUGGAUGCACAAUCAUUUGAACUGUUGAAAAUAUGCACUUUUUUCUUAUUGGCGUUCAUAUCCCGGCAGCUUUUGAAAUUAGGAAUAGGUCUUCUUAUCAUUCCGAGUAUUUUCUUUCCAUUCAUAAUUUUGGAAGCAACUAUCAUCUACUUAUGUCAGGUACAUUUGAAAUACAUCCCAUUGACAGGCUCUAGGGGGAACUUGAUGUCUGCUGCACUCGUAUUGUGUGGACUGAAACAAGAAGUAUUGGAGUCCUAUCAUUUGAUCAUGACCCAUAUAAACACAGCUUUAAGUGACUUGGGCAUUUACUUCUUUGCCUUUAUUGUUUGCUAUGGACUAUCUUGAGAGAGAGAGUUUGUGCCUUAACUGUUGUGGAUUCAGUUUUUAGAUUUAUAGUUGGCAGUUGUAUUUUUCCACAGGUUUAUAGAAUAGAAAAUAGGGAUUGUUGCUAAGCUAUGUGACUUGUUUAUAAUUUUUUUAUUUAGUUUCCUCGAGCCACUAAAGCUUUAGUUUACUUGUGUAUUGUUAGACAUGCAGAUGUACAUAGAUCAUCUGCUAUCUAUAAUAGAGUAUCUAAACCCCCUAAGUUCUCAUGGCAUGUCACAUUUACUUUUCUCAUUUAAACGUCUGCUGUUCUCUAUGACUCUGGUUGUACAGUCUUCAACUUGAACUGUAUGAAGAAAUUGUGUCCUGCUGAAAUGUUCUUUUGUAAAUAGAAUGAUAAUUUUUUUCUUUCUUCACUUUGAAGACAUAGCAUAAAUAAUAGAUGAACUCAUGUAGUGGGAAAUGAUUAAUUAGCCAAUUGGCACUGUACAAGUUCUGUGUAGAAUCACAUAAUUAUAUUAAUAAAAAAAAAUCCCUUUUCAGUCCUUGCAGUCCAUGUUUCUAUUGCCAAUGACUAAGAUGGUGUCAUGUGGCCAGCACAAUGACCAGCCUUUAAAACUUUCCCCAACUAAGGUCAGGUACCCAUUAGAGUUGGGUAGUCCUUACAAUCCAGAAGUUGAGCUGGAUUGGAACCUCCCGGUUUGGAAGCCUGAAAGUAAUCUCAAUGACUACUAUUACACCAAAGCAGUGUGACCAACACAAGUGUUUUAAUUUGUUUAUUUUCAAAGUUUUCUACACUAAAAAGGUUAAAUAUUUAUAAAGCUUUAUUGCUUUGUUACAUAAUGUAGCACCUGAAAGGCAGCUAAUUUAGCUCUAGAUCUUUUUCUUUCUUAGGGCACGACAUGGCCUAAAUUUGCCGAUGUGCCAAAUAUCCAAAAUGUCAAAUAUUUUCUUACUUAUUCUAUGGGUCAGAAUGCUGAUUUUUUUUUUUACAUAAACGUUUGGUAAAAUUUUUAGAUCAAAAUAGUUGAAAAUAACAAGGCUUAUCUUCGAGUCCAAAGAUUAGUGAGGAAUGCUGUAUUUCCUAUGGCUGCGCAAUCCCAGCUGUGACCUACAUAUUUUGCCACACCCAGGGCGAGCAUAACCAUUAUUCACAGGUGGUCGAUUUAGAUUUUCUUUUCGUCGUCUGGGUGACCUUUUUUUUUUAUGUGGCCUCAAAAUAUUUGAUAUUCCAGGUCAUAUUUAUGAUGGCUAGUAAAAUGAACAUAUUGAAACUGGUAUACAGAUUGAUGCUGACCACUUUAUCUUCUGCAGGCUUACUGUUAUCUUUACCGAAAUAAAGCAUUUAGAACUAUGUUUUACUAGAAGAAAAUAUGGAUUUGUAAUAUUUACUUUCUAUUUUAAGACUUUUUUUUGUCUAAUAAAGUAUAUGAGAAUUUUGAUUUAUUCAAAGCCUGAAUCUACAUUUGUGCUCUCAGUCGUAGUUGGAAUUAAAACAAAAAUGGAAAACUUCUGUUGUUGUUCACCUUGAAUUUCAAAAGCUUUUAGCCAUUAAAAAUGCAAUACCAUAAUAAAAAUUAAACAGCUCUUUAAACUUGAGACUUACAAGAAAAUCUCUUUCUUCUAAUUGUCAUGAUAAAUGCAAAUAUUUUUUAUUUAUUUUUUUUGUAUAAAGAUGCAUGCAGGAAGUUGAUUAUUUUAUAUUAUUUUUUAUGUGUUGAAAAAAAGGAUAUGGGUGUUGUUUUUUUUUAUGUUGACCUUUUGAUCAACCUUUUUUUCAUUCAUUUACUUAAUCCACUGGUUCUUUUCUCCAAGAAAUUUCAUUAAUAAAAUUUAUGAACAAG